Hemicordylus capensis (graceful crag lizard) is the source of this 1171-nucleotide messenger RNA. RefSeq names its product BLOC-1-related complex subunit 6-like. Bases 305 to 1027 code for a protein of 240 amino acids. The transcript has a single exon. Gene Ontology annotation, biological process: lysosome localization. Lineage: Eukaryota; Metazoa; Chordata; Lepidosauria; Squamata; Cordylidae. The record is from RefSeq and is a predicted model, not a curated record. Gene Ontology annotation, cellular component: BORC complex.
UGAUUGGCUCUUUGUAAAGACCUUUGGAAAUACCAAUGAGAAACCUCCAUGCGUCCUCUCUAGCCAACCUGUUCUUUUUUUCCUCCCCUUCCUAGCGGAUUCUCCGCCCACUACAGGCGCCGAGAAGUCGCUAGGAGCUCGGCUGCAGGAAAUGGGAAAGCUGAAUGCCUUUUGCGCUUUGCCUCCAGCAAUACUGUCUUCCUUCCGAAGCUGCUCCUUCCGUGUCUGUGUUCCCCUCUCUGCUUCUUUUGUUCUUGCCUCUUCUUUGCUCCUCGCAUUCUAGAUCAUCUUUCUGCGUUGCACGAUGGAGGGACAGCAUAUAAUGGCUCAGGUGCAUAUCCAGACCCCAAUCUCCUCCUCCUCGUCGUCUUCUUCCGUAGCUGGGGAAGAAUCCAGGAGGCUGCCAAAUCCUGUGCGAGUGGCAGCCCGGGAAAGAAUGGUGGGAGGCCGUUUGUUGGACAGUCAUAGCCUGGAUGGGAUAAGCCAGGUGUAUGGAGCCUCCAAGGCCCAGGAAGGCAGGAGGGCCACCAUAUCCAGUGCCUUGGAGCUGGAAGGGACAGUGAGCCAUGAUGGGGACCUGACCCACUUUGUGGCCAACAACCUGCAGAUGAAGAUCAAAAUGAGCUCCCGGGGCAGUCUAGAUGACGCGGAACCCACCUCCUCCUCGUCAAUGUCAUCGCAACUGUCUGUUAGGGGCAAAAUGGCAGACAUCCCCCCAAUUGACCCACAGGUGAUUCGGGAUCUGGAGAGGCUCACGAGAGACGUGGCACAGAAGGUGGACCAGAUGCUGAGAGUCUUGAACAGCUCUAUCCAGAACAUGACAGCCCUCAGCGUAGGGUACAUCCAGACAUACCGGGAUGCUGUGGACAGCUUGGGUGAAUCUGUGGACAUGAGCAUUAAAGGGAUGUACACUCUGAUGGCAAGGUGUGAAGAGCUGGAUCGCUCCAUGCAGCCUGUCCACACCCUUACAAAACAGAUCCGGGAUAUUAAGAGGACCCUGGAAAUCUUUGAGGCACUUUGCAAGUAGUGCACUUUUUAGAGGAACUGAUUAACUUGCUCAGUGGCGGGGAAUGCAGUAGGGAAGAUGCUUGAUCUACUGUGAUUCAUACUUCUAAAGGGAAACUAUAUGUGUUUUUUUCUUGCACUAUAAUAAAUGGAUUGUGGCUGUGUU